CCCCGGUUUUUCCCCCAUGAAUUCUUAGCUUGGAAGCUUCGACGAGGCGGACUGUUUGUUCUUCGCAGAAGAGAGAGAGACCAAUCAACCAAUCAUCCCAACCCCCGAAACCUCCCUCCACCAGAAGCUUAACCACCAUUUGCGAUUCCUAAUUCGGGAAAUUCUGAUCUGGUAGAACUGUCCGUCUCCUGGUCGAGUUAAGGGCGGUAGACUCUGUUUGUAACUCCGGAGCACAGAGCGCAAUGCAGAAAAUGGCACAGAGUUGGUUCUCAGGUACCGUUAGCGAAGAGCAACAGCUGCCACAGCAGCAGAAGACAUCGUCGUCUCUCUUGGCUGACUGGAAUUCUUAUGCCUCGUCCAGAAACGCCAACGAUGAAGGCAGCGGAAUGGGUCUCGGGUUCGAUCUUGAAUCCGCCGUCCGGUCCGCCAACGAAACGGUUUCGGGAACCUUCAAUGUGGUUUCUAAGGGAGUCAGAGAAAUGCCUGGUAACUUGCAGUCAGCUACUAGCAACAUACCUUCCGGGAAAGCUCUCAUGUACUUCGGCUUAUUCCUAGCGACUGGCGUGUUCUUUGUUUUUAUUGCUUUUGCCCUGUUCCUUCCGGUGAUUGUACUAGUGCCUCAAAAGUUUGCAAUAUGCUUUACUCUCGGAUGUAUAUUUAUCAUUGGGUCAUUAUUUGCACUCAAAGGCCCACAGAAUCAAUUUGGUCAUAUGAUAUCAAAAGAGAGGCUUCCAUUUUCAUUGGGGUUCCUAGGCAGUAUGGCUGGUACCAUAUACGUCUCCAUGGUGCUUCACAGCUACGUUCUUUCAGUACUCUUCUCUGUGAUACAGGUUAUGGCACUUAUAUACUAUUCAAUAUCCUACUUCCCUGGUGGAUCAACUGGGAUGAAAUUUAUCACGUCUUCACUAACUUCAACAGUGAUGAGAAUUUUCGGGAGGUGACAGUAGCUAUGUCCUCACAGUUUUAACCAGGUUUACCUUUGUAUAUUUUCUCUCUUCUAGUCACUUGGUGAGAUUUCAUUAGGUUGUCCUUUGAGAAACUUGAAAUGAAGAUUGAAAUCCCAGAAUUAUCAAAAGAACAAAGUGGUUUCCAUUAUUCCGUUGGUCUUAUCCAUAUGUUCGUUCGUCUAAAGGCUCUAUUGACUGUUGGAGAGCACAAAUUGGAAUCCAGUUUUUGUUUGGAAUACAUAUUAUACAUAUGUGAUAUGUGUCUGCAUAUAAAUAUGAGCCGAUAUACAUACUGCAUUGGAAGGCUAGGCAAAGUCAUUACGUCCCAUUAGAGGAUGUAUGGUAUGGGAGACAUUUGUUAUGCUAAAGUAAAGUGUGGGCAUAUGUAUAUAUGGUGUUGGUUGGUUUGUUUGUUUUUGUUGGAUCAUUUAGUGGAGAUCAUCCCACCAUCCUUCAUCAAUCCGUGUAUACCCCAUGCAUUGCCAGCCAUAUUGUGAAUGUUGAUCUGUGGGACUGGGGCAGGCCAUUCAGCCAGCAAAGGUUAUGAAUGGGUGGGAUGACGAUGACAAUGAAAGCAAGCAGAAGAGAAUAGUCUCCAGUUAUUUUUGUUGUCGAUGUCCAUCUCUUGUUUGCUGCCAUGACAGUGGCCGACGGGAGGUGGAGGGGGGGAUUGCUUGCCAAUACAAGAGGGAGUUUUGUGUUUAUGAGUUUGGUGCAAUGGCCAGUAAGUCUGUUGGGAAGUUGACUUCAAGUCUGUUUGACUGGAGAAGUUGUACAAUAACUUCUUAGAUUUAAGAAUCAACAUGGAAUGGAAGAAUAUGUGCUUGAUUGGAGAAGUUGGUUAUUGUAUGUUUUAUAGGUUUAUCUGGAAGUCUGUAGAUCGAUGUUUAGAGAUCGAUCAUCUCCUUUAAAUUAGCUGAUACUUUCAACUCGAAGGAGAAAAUCGACAAAAAUGGCCUCAUUCUGAACUUCAUAUCACUAAAAUGUUCAAAGACCUCUUAACUGAAACCAUUUUCACCCAAGACAGAAUAAAUAGCCUUGUGUACAUAUAUAGUCACUAAAUUCCAGAGUUUCCCCUUAUAUCAGUCGCAUACUAUAACAUUAUGAUGAUGUACAAAGCACAAGAAAACAUACUGGGAGGAAGCAAAGCAGGGGAGGCCAACUCACAAAAAGUUUUAAUAGUUUAUUUCAUAUAUGUUUUUUUGACUAUUGACCUUUUAAUCAAGGAUUGUAUAAAUACAUAUAUUUUAAAUUUUGAUGCUUUAGGUAAAGACAGAAAAUGACCCAACAACUAAUAAUACUAAUAGUUUUGUUUCAUUUGGAUUUGUGCAAACAUAUACUUCCACUUCUUCUUUUUUCUGUGAAUAAAUACUUCCACUUCCAUUGUCAUUAUAACUCUUUAUUAUGCGAUAACCCAUUAAUUGUACAAGUCAAAGAAACAACAAUCCUGAAAUUAGGGACAUUUUUGGAUGAAUUAUUGGGGAUGGGACAAUAAAUUGACCUUUUCAAAUAUCUUUAUAUGCAAGAAUCAAUUUGUCCGAUCUCGAAUUAGUUUGAGAAGAUUAAAAAUAACUGAAGUUUUUAAGUCAUUUUCUUACACACUACCUCAAACGUGAAUCAGAUUGUUGGGGUUUGUUUGCACAAAUUCAUUGUAUCUUGUACUUCAACGAAGCAUUAAUGUUGGAGGUUGUAAGGAUCGUACAAGACAUUCUGAUCAUAAAAAGCUCUAAUAUCAUGUCAAAAGCUCUAAUAAACUGAUAUCGAUAAU
Messenger RNA from Linum trigynum, 2715 nucleotides. Lineage: Eukaryota; Viridiplantae; Streptophyta; Magnoliopsida; Malpighiales; Linaceae. The record is from the annotation of a GenBank genome assembly.